AGUUGAUUUUACCUGCGUGUUGGCCUCUAUGCGCAUGUGCGCGUAAGCAUCAAUCUGGCGAUGUCUUCCGAACAGAAGAGAAACAUAGUUGUGUUUUUAUGUAUAAUAACUGUAGCUUUUUCUAACUUGAUGUUCUGUGGUGCGUUGAGUGUAGAAAAGUUUAAUGUUCUCGAUGGUUUUAAUGCGGAUCAUGAAAAGGCGUCAAAUGCUGACAGAGAGCCGAGGAUCAGCACAAAACAAGACGCCAAGCACAAAUCUGAGUACCUGGGCGGACUGGCCAUUCUUCGGCGCAAUCUUCGACCUACUGUUAAUAAUUUCAGCAUUCAUGAACAGAGUGCAGAGUCCAUUGACGUUCCUGAGAACUCCAUAAAUAAUUCGAGUCAACCCAACAUUAAUCUAAAGUCAACUGAUUUGCGGGGGCCUUUGAAUGUCCAGAAAAGAUCUCUGGAUUACAAUGCUGGACAUCAGGCAGUCUUCAAAGGUUUUGAAGGCCACGGUUUUCAAGGGAAGGUCUAUGGUCCAUCAGCUGAGCACAACCCCCACUCCAGUGAAUGGCUGUCGAUGAGGCCUCUGGUCCAGUGUAAUGACAACCUCAUGAUGCUCACUGCAUCUGGACGAGGAUACACACAUCUACUGGUGGAUAGAGCGGGCGCCUCUCCCAUCUCCCUGUUCCAGCUGCCGCCGUCCUGUGGUUACCAUGUGAAGACUACCUGGAGAGAGAUGGUGAUGAUGGCACCAUACGAUGGAUGCUACAUCAUGCAGGAGCAUGGUAGUUAUGUCCUGCCCAUGCUGUGGUGGGGCAGCCCUGUGAAGAUCAUCUGCCCUGUCCCCCCAAUCUCUGUCCCCUCAGUACUCUGCUCCCACUUUGGCAUGGCCAUCCAGAUGCAUGGAGGGGAGGAGGUCAUACACACACUACAGGUCAUAGAGAACGGCGAGUGGGUGCCGUUUGUGUCUGAAGAGUGUGCCUACCAAGUGGAGUCCCACUCAGGAGACCUCAUCUUUUAUGUUCCCUUUACAGCCCCAUGUGUGACCGUCGGAAAUGGAGUUCAUCGACUGGUCCUAUUGGACGGCCAGGACUUCAUCCUCUCCUGCCCCUCACACCACCCUCCUCCAUUUCCCUUCUUUCCCUCUCCUCCAUUUUCUCAACCCUUCUCUCCUGGUGACCCGCAGCAGCAGAUACCUGUCCCUGUGACUUUUGCUCCCUCCACCAGCCCUCCCCUUACCUCUCCUCCCAUCACCCCUUAUACUCAACCCCCAGCCCAGGAACAGAUGCCCCAACUUCCUGCGUUCCCCCACUACCGCCCUCAUGGCAUGUAUCACCAAAUUCCCCAUUUCCCUUACGGUGGAGCUGGUUAUCACCCUCCCCUCCACCCUGGUCACAAUCCAUACCCUGGCUCCCAUCAGCUUCUCCCAGGGAGAUACCCAGGCCAGCAGCCCUUCUUCCCCAUGGGGCCUGGGAAUCACCCCUACGGCUCUGGAGACCACCGUGACUCCUUUUACCUCUCCCCGCCCCCUACCCACGAUCCCAUGCUCGGCUAUUAUAAUGGAAUCACCCCUGGUGUCCACCGUCCUGUUGUCUAUCCUACUCCUCUUACAGCUAUCCGACCACCGCCUCCCGCCGCUUAUACCAAACCUUCUCCUCCCGCCGCUUAUACCAAACCUUCUCCUCCCGCCGCUUAUACCAAACCUUCUCCUCCCGCCGCUUAUACCAAACCUUCUCCUCCCGCCGCUUAUACCAAACCUUCUCCUCCCGCCGCUUAUACCAAACCUUCUCCUCCUCCUCCCGCCGCUUAUACCAAACCUUCUCCAUAUUAUACCGAACAACCUCCACCUCUCGAUACUGAACCUGUUCUUCCUAUAACACCUACUGCCAUUGAACGUCGUUCUUACCCCAUUGUUACCGGAUCUCCUCCUCCCCCUUCUGGAUCCAAACCUUCAUCACCUGUGUUCCAACCUCCAAAACCACCUGCAGAUCCAAAUGACCCAUAUGGGGUCCACAUGACCAUCAAUCAGGCCCUGAUUACUGAAGAGCCCAUGUCUGCUACUGGGAGCCCCAAUCCUGAUCCCUAUACCCAACCUCCUAAAUGGCCUGUGGGUCCAUACUUUUACCCCUAUGGUCCUUACUACCCCCCAUCUGGUCCUCACCAUUACCCCUUCAUACCCAUCUACUACCCCUCACCUACCCCAGUGCCUAGCCCAGUGACGGCUAGUCCUCCCCAGACUCUGCCUUCAGGUCCUCAGGACCCUACAAUGCCCACGGUCUACCAACCCCACCACUACCCUCAGCCAGUCACCUGCUCUCCCUCUGCCCAUACCAUCUGUAGCUAUGACCCAUAUCCCGUGGAUGUGCCACACUACCAGCCACACCACCCAUAUCCUCUCUACCUGACGCCCAGCUCCCCUCUGACCACCCCAGCCCUUCCCUCCACAGGCACAGCUCUGCCUGGUGCUACUCAACCACCCCAGACCUCAACAACCACCCCCUCACCCUCCUCCAGGACCAUAUCUUCCACUACUACUCUCACUCCUUGGAUGUCCCCCCUCACCCCUACUCUCCCCCCUCAGCCCUUGCUCUCCCCUCAGCCCUCCCUCCACUGUCUAGCAGGACAGAUGAUGGUGUCGCUGCCCUCUGCUCUCCUGGACUCCAUCCAGGUCAAAGAUCAAAUGAAUGGCUGGGUGUCUAUCUCCAGUGCCCCGGCGGCUUGUAGAUACAUCCUGCAGAUGAGUGAGGGUGGUGGAGUGAUCCUCCAUUCCCCUCUCCCUGCGUGCCACAGCCAGGCAAUGGCCCUCAACCCACACCAGCUCUCCCUCCCCCUGAAGUUUUGGGACACAGUCCUGGGGAAAUACAGAACUCUGGAGCUCCAUUGCCCGUCAACUGUGACCCCAUCACCCCACACCACUACCACCACCCUCCCACCGACGACCCACACCAGGCCUCCCACUCCCCCCAAGCCACACGUCUUCUGCUCUGCUCGCCACAUGAGGGUGGAGCUUCCGCCAGGUCCCAUAUCUGGAAUCGUUGUCAAGGACAUCAAAGGGAAUGCGAUGAGCCUGAAGGAUGCCCCAAAGCAUUGUGGGUAUGUGGCAAGCAAGGGAAAGGAUGGCAUGAUCAACCUGAACCUCCCCUUCAACUCAUGUCACAUGACUGUCCAGGGUAAAGAGCACCGCAUGUCUGUGAUUUACUCCACGUUGAACGGACAAAAAGGAAAGGCCCAGUUGUCCUGUCCAGUUUCCAUACCAGUUUCUCAUCAAGAGUGUAACCUUCCCAGUGACCAGCGCCUCCCCUGCGGCCGCCGCCCUCUAUCCCAGGCAGAGUGUCUCUCUCUGGGCUGCUGCUACAGCACCAAGCCCUCUGCCUGCUACUACUCCAUGGAUGAAUGCACAUUGGACCGCCACUUUGUCUUUUCUGUACCCGCCUCCCUCACGGACCCUCCUCUGUCUCCCGCCUUGCUCACUGCCGCUGGCAACCCCACCUGCUCCCCUCAGAGGGUCACUCCAGACUACGCCCUGUUCAAGAUCCCACUGGGCGGCUGUGGGACCCACAGAUACGAAGUAGGCCAAACGGUAAUCUACAUGGUGGAGAUCAUCAACACGGUCCAGUCCGUCACCCUCAACUAUGGGACCAUCACCAGAGACUCUCCUAUCAGGCUGCUGGUUGAGUGCCAGUACACUCCUGGCUCUGUGGUGAGUGUUGGCUUCCUGGUCAAGACCCCCUCCCUGGGCCCCUCCAUUCAGGCCCAGGGCGUGUUGGGGGUCCAGCUCAGGAUUGCCACAGACGUGCAGUACAGUAGCUUCUACCCCCAGUACCACCGGCCCCUGCAGAUGCUGCUGGGUAAACCCUUACACCUCGAGGUGCGUCUGCUCAACCCCCCAGAUGACAAAGUGGUCCUGCUGGUACACUACUGCGUGGCCUACCCCAGAUCUGGACAGACUGUCUGGGUACUCCUCUAUAAUGGAUGUCCUAACCAUCUGGACCCGGCCUCUCAGAAGCCUCACCCAUCUCCUCCACCCCCACCCUUCCACCAAGGCCAGACACGAAGGUUCACCAUCUCCACCUUCCAGUUCCUCACCUCUGGACAGACCCAGGCAUUGGAGGACCAUGAAGAGAUCUACUUCAUGUGUUCUACUGAAGUGUGUUCGCCGCUGGACGGCAGCCUGUGUGUAGAGGGAUGCUUUGGCCAGUGACUAGAAAAGAUGGUCAGAAGGCAAUAGUCAUGGAAGAUUAACUGGCCCAAGGCUGCUUGUUCACCACUAAUAAAACCCCUUAAAAGGA
Salmo salar (Atlantic salmon) is the source of this 4273-nucleotide messenger RNA. RefSeq lists its product as uncharacterized. Gene Ontology annotation, biological process: binding of sperm to zona pellucida; prevention of polyspermy. Gene Ontology annotation, molecular function: acrosin binding; structural constituent of egg coat. NCBI's taxonomy places the organism in Eukaryota, Metazoa, Chordata, Actinopteri, Salmoniformes, Salmonidae. The record is from RefSeq and is a predicted model, not a curated record. Gene Ontology annotation, cellular component: egg coat.